Aspergillus melleus is the source of this 882-nucleotide messenger RNA. RefSeq lists its product as uncharacterized. The coding region runs from base 1 to 882 and encodes 293 amino acids. The transcript is spliced from 2 exons. The record is from RefSeq and is a predicted model, not a curated record. NCBI's taxonomy places the organism in Eukaryota, Fungi, Ascomycota, Eurotiomycetes, Eurotiales, Aspergillaceae.
AUGGAGCAUCCUGCCUUCCCAGCACAUCUGGACCAACUCUCGCCGCCGGAAUCCAUCGCCAGCCCAACCUGCGACGUCGACAGCGAUAAUGUGGUUGGUGAGGCUGACCUGGGCAACGAUGCAAUGCGCUUACCAGAACGAAUCGCCGGACUAGCCCAUCUAGUAUCGCAGAACACACAGCUGUCCAGCGACGACUCCACCACGCUUCACCAACACCUCGACUCCAUCGAAUCACUCCUCGACCCUCGCCCUCGAUUAACACAAGAAGUCGCAAAAUGCCGUCCCCCGAGUUCCCAGUCGGGUGCUACGAAACAGCUCCCGGGGAAUCCCCCGGCACCUCCGAGUCCUACAACGGACCCUGGUCGUUCCGCCAAUGAAAUUUCGCAAGCCCAGCUCUCGGCCAUCCUUAGCGAGGUGACGGCGCUCGGUGCAGAAUUAUGCCAGCGCCAGAAAGAAUCCUCCCAUAUAUAUGAUCGCUUCACCCGGGAAUGCCAAGCGCAGGCACAGAGGAUAUCGGACCUGGAGGAGGAAAUAGACGAGUUGAAAGCAGACAUUAUAGAAGGAUCGGCGGAGCGGGAAGCUCUGGAUGGCACUGUUCGCGGAUUCGAGAACUGGAUCGAUGGCUGGCAACGGCAGCAUGAUGAGGCCGUCGCCAAGAGAUCCACCCAGAUAGCCCGACAGAGGAGGUGGAUGAAACGUAGGACGGACGACCCUACACAGAGUAACACAGAAGUCCUUUUAGAGGGAAUAAGCGCAUGGAUGCGCGGGUGGGAAGACGCCCAAGAAGGCUUCCGUAGCCGAGAAGAAGAACGCAGACUGAGACGGGAAGGAAGACGACAUGUCCCAGCCGAAACUGAUAAGGGAAAAUCACCAGUGCCGUAA